CCUCAAUUCCUCAUCUCACCCGCAAGUUCAAAGUACUAAUUAUGGUACAAACCUGUUGCAUUAGUUAGUUGCGCCCGGUAGGCCCCAGUUCAGUCAUUAAAUUGAAAUUUGUGCUUUAUCAUCAAUUGUAAAUCUAUAAAUUAAACCUACCGUAAUCAAGUUCUUCUGAGGUUCAGAAUUGUAGAAGUUGAAGUCACAUUGAAUCUCGCCGAAAACCUUGGAAACUGAGCACUCUUGUCUCAUAGGUCAGUCGUCAAUUCAUAGAUAUAUAUGGCAAACCUUGAUUCUGUGCUGAUAACAGGUGCCAGCCGAGGAAUUGGCUUAGAAUUCGUGAAACAGUUUCUGUCUAACCCUCUCGUCAACAUCAAAGUUAUCAUAGCUGCAUGCCGCUCUCCUGAAAAUGCUACGGCGUUGCAAGAUCUGAAGAAAAGUAACUCCCAUUUACACGUUGUUCAAUUAGAUGUGUGCAAGUUUGACUCUUACGACUCAGUGGUGGGAGAGGUGCGACCCAUUGUAGGUGACAAAGGUCUAACUCUUUUAAUAAACAAUGCUGGUAUUAUGGCGCGGCCAAAGUUGGAUGCAGUUACGGCGGAACAAAUGCUGUCCGUCCUUUCGACAAACACCGUAGCACCUGUGUUGUUAACUAAGGCUUUCUUACCCUUGCUCACAAUGGCAGCUAAGGUCAAUGCUGGAAAAGUUAACGAUGGAUUGAGUAUCUCUCGAGCAGGUGUCAUAAAUAUUACUUCAAGUCUUGCAUCAAUAAAAAAUAAUGAAUCAGCCGGCUAUUAUGGCUAUCGAGAAAGCAAGGCUGCUCUGAACAUGAGCACGCAGAGCUUAAGUAUUGAGCUGAAGCCACAAGGAAUUCUGGUUCAAUCCAUCCAUCCAGGCUGGGUAAGAACAGACAUGGGUGGACCUAAAGGAGAAGUAGAUGUUGUUGAAAGUGUUACUGGAAUGCUUGAAGUUAUGUUAAACCUUAAAGAAAAUCAUAAAACUGGGUAUUAUGAUUGGAAAGGUAGAGUUCUUCCAUUUUAAAGCUUCCAUCAUGCUCUCAUUGAAACUUCCCUAUUCAUGAUAAGCCUUGAAAAACUAGCUCUUACUCGUGGAAGGAUAGAGCACUUUUAUUUUAAAACUUUUAUCUUUUCUAUCUUGAAACUGCCAUAGUUGUCUUUAGACUGAUCCCUCAAGCAACUUUCUUAAAAUUUGUUUUUUUUUUUGUUUUUUUUCCGAAAUUUUUUUUUUCACUUUAUUUAAGAUUUUAUUGAUUUUUUCAAAGAAAAAAAAUUGUUGAUCAUCAUAGACUAUAUCUCUGUAAAUAAAAACUUAUACAUAUAUU
Molecule: messenger RNA, 1333 nt
Organism: Bemisia tabaci
Lineage: Eukaryota; Metazoa; Arthropoda; Insecta; Hemiptera; Aleyrodidae
Product: C-signal
Cellular component (GO): cytoplasm
Molecular function (GO): oxidoreductase activity
Source: RefSeq, a predicted model, not a curated record